CAACAGCAAACAACAGCGAAGCAGCAGCAGCAGCACCACCACCACCAUGGAGGAGCAGCGUGACCUCAUCAACAGCCACGAGCAACUCCCCAUUCUUGGCCAACACCCCAGGGCCCAGCAGAGCAACUGCAGCCGUGGAGCCCUGGCCACUGGCUUCUCUAUCAUGGUGGCCCUGCUCCUGGCUGGCCAGGCCACCAUGGCCUACUUCCUGUACCAGCAGCAGGGACGUCUGGACAAGCUGAUGGUGACCUCUCAGACUCUGAAGAUGGAACAGCUGCGCCUGAGCCUUCCCAAGUCUGCCAAGCCUGUGGGCAAGUACCGAAUGGCCGCUCCCAUGAUGAUGCAGGCACUGCCCAUGGCGGAGCAGUUCCAGAAGCCCCUGCAGAACGCCACCAAGUACGGCAACGCCACGCAGGACCACGUCAUGCACCUGCUCCAGAGGGCUGACCCCCUGAAGGAGUACCCGCAGAUGAAGGGCAGCUUCCCGGAGAACCUGAAGCAACUCAAGGACAGCAUGAGCAGCCUGGAGUGGAAGGCCUUCGAGGGCUGGAUGCACCAGUGGCUCCUGUUUGAGAUGAGCAAGAACUCCCAGGACGUGGGCCCCACAGAGGCGCCAACCAAAGCACUGACCAAGUGCCAGGAGGAGGUCAGCCGCGUCUCGGCCGUCCAUCCGGGCUCGUUCCGUCCCAAGUGUGACGAGAACGGCAACUACCUGCCGCUGCAGUGCUAUGGCAGCAUCGGCUACUGCUGGUGCGUCUUCCCCAACGGCACCGAGGUCCCCAACACCAGGAGCCGGGGGCACCUGAACUGCAGUGACCCCCUGGAAAUGGAGGAGCUGUGGUCUGGAGAGGGAGUGACCACGGAGAAGCUUCGCCUAGCUCUUUGAGAGCAGCUGAUGCAGACACCAGCCCCCCAGGAACCAGGCAGCAACAGCUCUUCGCCCUGACCCUGCUGCCAUGAACCCCUUGCUGCCCCCCAACCUGCUCUCACCCCAGUACCUGAGACCCAACACAACAGAUCCUGCCAAAAGAUGGCCCAGGACCUGUCAGGACCUGCCUCUGGGCACCCACGAAGUCUCCUUCCCUCAUGCUUAGGCUGUGACUUUCCAGCCCGGAUGUGGGGGGGGGGGGGGUGGUGGUGGUGGGGGCAGUGAAACAGAAUUCUGCCCACCCACCUGCUCCUCACUGUCCUGAGUCCCCUCAGCUGAGCCAGCUUGUCACUACCCCUGGGGGCGACAGCUUGUGUGACAA
Sorex fumeus (smoky shrew) is the source of this 1250-nucleotide messenger RNA. RefSeq names its product CD74 molecule (gene CD74). Gene Ontology annotation, molecular function: cytokine receptor activity; macrophage migration inhibitory factor binding; MHC class II protein binding. Gene Ontology annotation, biological process: protein trimerization; positive regulation of ERK1 and ERK2 cascade; negative regulation of DNA damage response, signal transduction by p53 class mediator. NCBI's taxonomy places the organism in Eukaryota, Metazoa, Chordata, Mammalia, Eulipotyphla, Soricidae. Bases 47 to 886 code for a protein of 279 amino acids. Gene Ontology annotation, cellular component: cell surface; membrane; cytoplasm. The record is from RefSeq and is a predicted model, not a curated record. The transcript is spliced from 9 exons.